CGGCCCCAGGCAUCAUGAGGCAUCAUGAGGCAUGCAUGCAGGUCUGCCACAGUGCUAAUGACAGCCAGUCAGAUCCAGUACAUGGCAGUUGCAACUGAGUAUGGUAAACUUUGUCUGACACACCUCCACUUUGACUAGACUAAAUGUAUGGUGCCAUUGGCCGACUUGCAUGCUGUUUAUUACCACGCCACGUACCUAGACUACCUGUAUAUUGUACAGCGUCACCAUAAUUUAAGUUAAGAAGCAAGCUCGGAAUGGACGCAAUUUUUGGGCUCUAGAAGAUGCGCAAAUUAAAGUAAUUUUUGCCAUUGAAAUUACGAUAACUACAUGUAGAUUAGUCCUUGGCCCUUUUUGAGCAUCCACUUUAUGGUUUCUAUAGAGAACAAUGGAAGUUUAUCUGGACACAAAAUUAAUAAAUAGUGCAUGGUUUUGAUCUUUCACCACAUCUCCUAGGAAACAAACUCCUCAAGUUACAUAUAGUAUACGGAGCUUGAGCUGACACAAUAUUACACUUAAUAAUUAAUGGCAUUUCUUGGAUUUCUGGUUAGACUAAGGAAGUAUCUAUUUAUAGUGUACAGUACAGUAUCAUCCACUAGAUAUCUAUAUAUAAUAGCUGCAAGCUCAUGCAGUCAGUUGUCUAUAACUGAACUGUUGCUUUCAAUAUCAUAAAAAGAAAGGAUCAAAAGAAGAAUGAAGAAUCAAGCUUUGUUAAUGUGUCUGCUUGCUGUGACAACUACUUAUGUAGUGGAGUGCUUACCAAUUGAAACUGAAGAUGUGAGAGAAAGUAAUGAAAUGGCUGAAGAAAGGACAAUUGUUUAUGACCCAACUGUAGACACUGAUUUCACAAUAAAAGUUGGAGAUAUAACUUACUUCACAAAAAACUACCGAGAGCUAUUGAAUGAGAAGCUGAGUUACAAAGAGUCCUCGCAGGGAAAACAAAAGAGAGCCGUUGUCAAGCCCAAGAGUUGGCAAUGGCCCAACUGUGUCAUUCCUUACAUUAUAGAUGAAUUCUAUUCUGAGAAACAACAGCGUGUCGUAACCGAGGCAUUGGCGCAUUGGGAGGAGCACACCUGCGUACGCUUUAGGAAGAGGACAACUGAAGAUAAUUACAUCUUCAUCUAUCCUGGUCCAGGGUGUGGAUCAUAUGUUGGCAGAACAUCCAAUCAACAGAGGGUUUCGAUUGGCCCGUCUUGCUUCUCAUUUAGUAGUGCAGUGCAUGAGCUUGGACAUGUUAUCGGAUUCUACCACGAGCACAACAGGCCUGACGAGUACAUCGAUAUAUUCGAGAAUAAUCUUAAACCGGGGAGGAGUGUACUCUCACAGUUCACAAAACUCAGUCUUGAUGAAGUGGAUUUACUUGGAGUUGGAUACGACUACAACAGUAUUAUGCAUUACGAUAAAAACUCUUUUGCACACAGUUCUCAUCUGGAUACGAUAGUUGCACUUGAUCCAAGUAUACCAAUUGGAGAAGCCCAUACUUUGAGUUCUCUGGAUAUCUUUAGAGCCAACCUCUUCUGUAAAUGCUCAAAUUCUACUGAAGACCACCCCCCACGAACGACCUUUGUGCCAGAUGAGAUAGUGCCCGAGCCAACCCUUCCACCUCAUGAGUUUGCAUGUGGCAGUGUCUUCGAUGGUGUCUCGAGUGGCUCCUUCAGCUCACCAGACUAUGGCGUCUACUCACACGAUACUGACUGCGAGUGGACAAUCAGAGUUGAAGAGGGGUAUCGAAUAAGGUUCACAGUAGAACUGGAUAUGGACUACAACCGAGGCUGUGUAAAUGAUUACUUACAUAUUCACGAGAACUUUAACCGAAAUGGAUACGGUAUCGGAAAGUAUUGUCAAUCAUCGGAUCGAAUUAUCAACACCUAUACGACUACCAAUAUUGCGUACAUUCGAUUCCACACUGAUAGCUCAAAUCAGAGGACUGGCUUGAAAGGAUUCAAUUUAAGAUUUGAGUCUGAAGAUUUCGAUGAGUGUGCGUAUGGUGCAUACUGUUCUCACAACUGUACAAACUUUCCUGGAUCAUAUGAAUGUCACUGCCCUAAAGGAUUCUUCUUAUCCAGUGACCACAAGCAAUGUUUUGAUGUGAAUGAAUGUGCCCUGGACAAAGGGGGCUGUGAUCACAAGUGUAUAAAUAAAGGCGGCUCUUUCCACUGUGUGUGUGAGGAUGGCUACAGGCUACUCUCUGAUGGGAAAACAUGUGUUGUAGAUGGUGAUGGAACCAUGGACCCUUGUUUGAUUGCCAAAUGCGAGCAUUCCUGUGUAGUUGUCCCUGGUGACGUUCUUACGGCCAGAUGUUUAUGCCCUAAGGGGUACGACCUCUCAUCAGACAGGGUGUCUUGUGAUGAGGAGAACGAGUGCCUCACAAGAAAUGGAGGCUGUCAACAUUUCUGCACAAAUAUUCCAGGGUCGUACGAAUGCAGCUGUAUCAAGGGGUACAAAUUGGCAGAUAAUGGAUUUGCUUGUGAAGAUGCUGAUGAUAUCGUUGACCCUUGUUUGAUUGCCAAUUGUGAGCAUUCCUGUGAGGUUGUCCCUGGUGACGUUGAUACGGCGAGAUGUUUAUGCCCUAAGGGGUACGACCUCUCAUCUAACAGGGUGUCUUGUGAUGAGGUGAAUGAGUGCCUCACAAGAAAUGGAGGCUGUCAAGAUUUGUGCACAAAUGUUCCAGGGUCGUACGAAUGCAGCUGUUCCAAGGGAUACAAAUUGGCAGAUAAUGGACUUACUUGUGAAGAUGAUACCGUGGACCCUUGUUUGAUUGCCAAUUGUGAGCAUUCCUGUGAGGUUGUCCCUGGUGACGUUGAUACGGCGAGAUGUUUAUGCCCUAAGGGGUACGACCUCUCAUCUAACAGGGUGUCUUGUGAUGAGGUGAAUGAGUGCCUCACAAGAAAUGGAGGCUGUCAAGAUUUGUGCACAAACGUUCCAGGGUCGUACGAAUGCAACUGUUCCAAGGGAUACAAAUUGGCAGAUAAUGGACUUACUUGCGAAGAUAUCGAUGAGUGUGCAGACAACAACGGUGGAUGUUCUGGUCACUGUACAGAUUCUGACGGAUCAUAUCAAUGCUUUUGUGAUAGCGAAUCCACUCUUCAACCGGACGGACAUUCUUGUACUCUCGAUAAAAUUGAGUUUGUAAUUGAGCCUGAAACGAUUGUAAUUGAGACUACUAUAGAAGACAUCGUUGAUCCUAAAACUAUCUUGUUGUGUGGAGGAUUGUCAACUGCUGCCGCUGGUAGCAUCCAAACCCCAUCCUGGCCCAAGACCUACCCUGUAAAUUUCGAGUGUCAAUGGGACAUCCAGGUGCCAUCGACAGACUGCAAUGUUGAAUUGAGCUUCGAUAUUAAUGCAUUUGGAAUAGCAGGAAAAUCUUCACAAAAUUGCCCCAAAGAUUACCUGAAAAUAUACGAGAAAUUGAAUUACACCAUUUGUGACCUUGCUAGACCUUCUCCCAUCACUACAACAGGCAAUACCAGACUAUACUUCUUUGCUGGACCAAAGCACGGCCCUAAGCGUAAGGGAUUCAGGAUUGAGUACACGAUAGUCUGUCCAACCACUCCCCCGCCCACCACCAGGCCAACUACAGUAGCCACGGUAACACCAGGUCCAACUAUUAGACCUACCACUCGUCCUACCACGACUACACCUCCAACCACCCUCGCCCCAACUACGCUACCACCACCCACUCCGAAUUGCCCUGUUUUACCAUCCAACCCUCCGGGAAAGUUCGCUUGUGGUGGAUUCAUGAACGUUAAUGACACGUUCGGACCAACUAAUUUGCCCUUAGGCCCUAUCCUCCCUGGCACCAUAAAUCCUGAAUGCAAUUGGAUAAUUUUCGGUGCUGGAACAUUCAAAGUCAUGUUCACUUAUUUCGAUAUUCCCAGCAGUGAGCAAUGUUUGUCUAAUUCUGUUUCGGUGUAUGAUGGAUUUGGAACUAGUGCUCCAUUGAUUGAGAAGAUGUGUGGGGAGAAGUGUGGCGAGUACACAGUCACAGGGACAGGAAGUAUCUUGACCGUGACUCUACGGGUGUCUUCCCCAGGAUCGUUCAGAGGAUUCUAUGCACAAUUUAAACAAAUUUAACUGAUUCAAAAAUAAUUGAUCUUCACAUUGUAUUUUAAUCCAUAAUCUUUUACUGUGAAUCGAAACAUUUUCGAAUUCGUUAUACUGCUGUAUAAUUACAUGUACAUAUACUUGUCUAAUUAAA
Molecule: messenger RNA, 4195 nt
Organism: Halichondria panicea
Lineage: Eukaryota; Metazoa; Porifera; Demospongiae; Suberitida; Halichondriidae
Product: tolloid-like protein 2
Exons: 11
Coding region: 691-4071 (1126 amino acids)
Biological process (GO): proteolysis
Molecular function (GO): zinc ion binding; metalloendopeptidase activity; calcium ion binding
Source: RefSeq, a predicted model, not a curated record